Pygoscelis adeliae (Adelie penguin) is the source of this 1753-nucleotide messenger RNA. It is a transcript of the gene ATP6AP1L, whose product is annotated as ATPase, H+ transporting, lysosomal accessory protein 1-like. The transcript has 9 exons. Gene Ontology annotation, cellular component: proton-transporting V-type ATPase complex. Lineage: Eukaryota; Metazoa; Chordata; Aves; Sphenisciformes; Spheniscidae. Bases 1 to 1422 code for a protein of 473 amino acids. The record is from RefSeq and is a predicted model, not a curated record.
AUGAGCGUCACCAGCAGCGUGACCCUUCCAACCAAAACCAGCAACCAGAACGUUGUCAUUUUCCUAGAAUUUAGCAGUAACCAGAUCCUUAUUUACCUUGAAGAAGUUCAGGCAGCCACCGUUGGGAAGAAGGGCCGUUAUUUUCCUGCCGUUCUGGAUCAGCCGGACGCUAACAUGUUGCCAGAUGGAAGAGCUGGGCUGCUUCGCUUCCACGGGUCCAUCCGGCGGAGGAGCAAACUGGUCACCGAGCAGCAGUUCCUUCGCGUGGGGCAGCCCCACGGGAGAACUAAAAGGAGGAGGUUGAAGGGAAAAAAGAGGGAGAAUUGGGGCUUUGACUACCUUGUCUGGUACCUCAGAGCCUGUGGCUUUCCCUCACUUGAACGGCAAGUGCUUCACAAAACGCUGGUGGGUGUAAAACGAACUAGGCUUAGAUGGUCUACGAACGAGAUACACAAGUGUUGGGACCUCCUUCCACGGUGUUCAGGUGCAUUUUCAGAUCAAGAUUCUCUGCAAAGAUAUGGUCGACAUUAUGACGGUGGUGUGAAGGCAAAAUUUAAUGUAAAUCAAGUAGCAUUUACACAGGUUGUCAGCUACAACUUGAGCAGGAAAGGACAGUGGGGAAGAGCAUCCUGGAGGCUGUUCACCCACAGCCACUACAGCCCUCUCAACGUCACGGUUAAUGGCAUUCCCUGCAUUCUCUUCUGGGCCAAGAGGAUCAUGAUUAAGUUUGAAAACCACACGCAGCUGGAUUUGACGGAGAAGACAUUUGGUGUCCAUGCAACAGUGGAUGUUGGAGAUUCCAACUGCAGUGAAGACAAUGCAAUGCUUUCUCUGAAGUUUGGUGAUGUUGGCAAUCUAAAGGGGCUUGUUAUUAGAUUCUUAUUAACAACCAGCUAUUACCAGCUGUCUGUUCAGAACUGGUUCAGUUUACACAAACUGCAACUUCUUUACAACCACUCCAUACAAGCGACAUUUAAUGCAACCAGAAUAUAUGCACCGGCAAGUUACUCCUACCACUGUGAACAUGUGAGCAGCUUGCAAAGAUAUGAUGCACUCCUCAUACCCAGCUCUGCAAAUGAUCUUUCAAAGCUUUGGGAAGUCACUUUUACUGAUUUCCAGAUUCAAGGUUUUAACAUUCAAGAAGGACAUUUUGCCUAUGCAAAAGACUGUGCAACCUUUUUCUCUCCAGCAAUACUUAUGGGAUUGGUUAUGUCGCUGAUUCUGCUGCUGGUUCUUGCCUAUGCUCUUCAUAUGUUGAUCUACCUGAAAUCUCUUGACAGGCACUAUGAAUACAAAGCUUCUUCUGCCUAUUUUGCACAGAUGAAAGACAAUGACAUGGGGGAUGAGAAAGAGCCGCUGAGAAGCAGUGGGAAUGAGUCCGAUGAACUUGGAAACCAACAGUUCUAUAAAAUCUAUAUUUAGCAGUAUGCAUCUGUCUCUCUGAAACAAGUGGUAUUUCCUUCUGCUGGCACUGUUGUAUGUAGUUUGUGCAGAUUUUUCACCAACUGAUGAAAAAAAAAGUAGGUAACAGACUGUUUAGCCAGUUACUGUCUGUUAUUUAUUGAUAACCAUCUCAAAGAUGCCUUGGGAAACAAGAUGAGAGAAAAAAAUUCCAUUGUGAGUAAGGGAUUUCAUGUGAUGGGAGUUUAUUCCUGUAGUACAAAACCAAAAUGCAUAUCUUUUCAGCCAGCUUACCAAGUCCUGAAGAGAGAAUCAGUAAUGGAGCUUUUGAAAUGAAAUAAAGAUACAAAAA